UUUUUAUUUACAUUUCGUGUUUUUUAUCGUUGUAUUUCUUUCGCAUUGCACGCUUGGGAUUACAUUGAAUGCUUUUUUUGCUGCGGCGAUUCGUUGAUUCAAGUGGUAGUUUUUUAUUAGAACCUCACUUCUUAUCGCCUACGUGCCCUAACGGGUGACGAGUUGGACUCCGGAAAAGAAUAGCUAACUUGACGAUUAAGAGCAUCGAACUAAACAAUAAGCCAACAUUUAGCAAAAUGAUGACUAGAAGGAAGUCUGUGCAUGAUUUGCAAGCCAUACAACAACACCAGAAAAAGGAAGAUGCUAAACAAAUGCUUACUCCGGACGGCAGAAAAACGCCUGGACCAAAAUCGUCGCAGCCGAGAAAAUCUCGAAUUAAUCAGCGGAGAAUUUCGGAGGCUGCACCGGGAAUGGUGCAAAAUGGACAACAGUUACACGGUGUUACGCAGAAUGGCAUGGAUGCCGAAGAUAUUCCAAAAUUCAAAGGCUAUCGUAUAAUCGAAAUUGAUCAUUUUCUCCAGUGGGCUGCGUAUUCUCAAUUCAUGCACUCUAAACAUUGUCCGGGUGGGCUGCUUAAGCCCUAUCAGGAGUACGUAAGCGGCUGCUACUCUACAUUUGCUAUGAAAUGCAGUAAAUGCUCAGCAAUUAUCACCCGUUCAUCGGAGAAUUACAUCCAUCACAAUAAAUUGAUGAACCGCUUGGUCAAAGGUACAGUGCAGAUGGGCAGGGAUUACGAGGAAAUGAGUACUUUUAUGGAAUCUUUGGAGAUCCCUUUCGUCACCAAUGAGGAAUUUGGCACGAUAAAGUCGCAGAUGCAGCUCAAUUCCUCGUUAGACGAUCAAUCAGCGCUGCAGAAAGCGGUAGAAGAACUGGAGCGAGCGUCAGCCUCUUCGAAACGAAAGCGCCACGGUAGCUGCAAAUAUCAUUAUGAAGUGCUUAAGGUAUAUUUGAACAAAAAAAUGCGAAAAAUAGAAGAAAAUUUGCAGCUCUCGGUGAAUGACUCUGUAGCUCUGGCAGUGAAUGCCCAUUUGAAAAAUGUUUCACACGUUCAGUUAGUUCCUACAAGCCCGAAUGCUCCGAUUGCUAAUGGUAAUAAUUGUAACGCAUCAUCGUCCAAUGUUCAAAAUAAUCGAAUCGGAACAGGUUUUGCCAAUGGAGCUCCUUCUACUCAAAGUAACCUUUUUAACCAACAUUAGAUGUUAUGACCAGCGUUCUUCCUGCGUAUGACAUGUAUUAUGUACAUAUCGUCUGUUGAAGCGUAUUCAUAGGUUAAAGUUCUCCACGCUCUGUUUAUUGCUGUGGUCUCGUCCGGCCAGUCUUUUGCAUAUGUGAGUGAUCAUACCGAAAUUGAUCUCUUGUUCAGUGAGCUUUUUUAACUAUGACGAAAUGUAUUCUUAAGUUUGCACCCGUACAAACUACAGCAACUUUAUACACAGACUUGCGGAGACAAAACAGUUAAACAUGGAUUUCUUCCCAUGCUUCCCCUCACAAUACCCUUAUGGUCGUUUGGUUGCACAGUUUGUGACAGUUCGUUUGGCUGCAAUUUUGACACUUCGCUACUCUGUGUAUAAAGUGUUUGUAGUUCAAACGAUACCUAUUAAACGUAGUGAAUAGUCGUGCAUACUUGUUUUGUUCAAAUUCUCAGGUCUUUAUUGCCCAAAUAAAUGUAUCGAUAGAUUUCAACUAAAACUAUUUUAGACUAAGACUACCUCGACCUGUUUUUUCCCACGCAUAUCAA
This is a messenger RNA of Topomyia yanbarensis, 1738 nucleotides long. Its product is annotated as cx9C motif-containing protein 4. NCBI's taxonomy places the organism in Eukaryota, Metazoa, Arthropoda, Insecta, Diptera, Culicidae. The record is from RefSeq and is a predicted model, not a curated record. The coding region runs from base 237 to 1196 and encodes 319 amino acids. Gene Ontology annotation, cellular component: mitochondrial intermembrane space. The transcript has 4 exons.